AUGCGCUCAAUUUCUUCAUUAUUGAUUGGCACCUUGGUAGCUAUCGGAGCUCAAGGUGCCCCCUCAAGCAGCACCGAGGGUGACAAGAACCCCAUCAUUCGCACAAGUUAUGGUCGUCUCCAAGGAAACGUCUCUGAAUAUCGUGACAAUGUAUAUGCUUUCAAGGGAAUUCCCUUUGCAUCGCCACCUACUGGAGAGGCCCGUUGGACCCCUCCCACAAAGCCAGACUCUUGGGAUGGUGUCCGUAAAGCCACCGUAUCAGGACCUCAAUGCCCCCAGCCUCUCAUUGAUGGUAAAGGUCUAUGGACAACUGGAAGUGAGGUCAUGAGUGAGGACUGCCUUUAUCUCAAUAUCUGGACUUCUACUACUGAUCCGUCAGCCAAUCUUCCUGUAUACAUCUGGAUGUAUGGUGGACGUUUCGUCGAUGGGUCCGGCGAUGUGAUUACAUAUGACGGCUCUGGACUUGCUGUGCAUGAUAUUGUCAUGGUGACUAUCAACUACAGACUAGGACCAUUUGGAUACCUAGCCCACCCCGAACUCUCCUCUGAGUCGCCGCACAAUGUAUCCGGUAAUUAUGGCGUGAUGGAUAUGAUUGCUGCCGUCGAAUGGGUCAAAGCAGAGAUUGCCAAUUUUGGAGGCAACCCAGAGAAAAUCACAGUGGGAGGCCAAUCCUCUGGUUCCUCGUGUGCCCUAGACAUGUUCUACAGCCCACAAUCUUCUGGGUUGAUCGCCGGUGUUAUCGCAGAGAGUGGCCCUCGAGCACCACACGACCCUAUCACCGGCUCUGUUGCCACAAGCUAUCGACAGAAAGAGCAUGCUUUGGCUUCUGGUGUCGACUUCGUGUCUAACAAACUCAAUGUAUCAUCGAUUGCGGAGGCACGAAAGAUCCCGACAGCCAACAUGACGACAUGGAGCCAACUGAAUGACACAAUAUUCGAUGGGACGCAAUUCGAGAAUGUGACAAAUUUUUCCGAACCUCCACUAUGGCGACCCGUAGUAGACGGUUAUGUUCUACCAUACAGUUACUGGGAGGCUCUGCUAAACAAUGAACAUGCAAAUGUGCCCAUUCUAGCAGGCAACAACAAGGAUGAAACAGGUGCAUCGCCAGACCCAGGCUACACAGUCAGCACUUACAAGGGCAAUUACACUGCCAUGUAUGGAAAUCUCUCUACUCGCUACUUCGAACUCUAUCCUGCGGAUACCUACUACGAAGCCAACAAUCAGAGCAACCUGAUGUGGCAAGAUUUCAGCCGCAUUUCGACAUGGCAAUUCGCAUUGAACAUGGCGGCGGGUGGAAGCAAGCAGCCCGUUUGGUCUUAUUACUGGACCCAUGCGCCACCAGGUCAAGUUCUGGGUGCAUUUCAUGGAAGUGAGAUGUACUAUGUGUUCAACAAUAUUCCAUACAACUACCCCGAUAUGCCUUGGACCAGCGAUGACUAUGAAAUACAGACUAAAAUGACAGCAUAUUGGGCAAACUUUAUCAAAACUGGCAAUCCAAACGGCGAAAGCCUUACAAAAUGGCUGCCAAGCAAGUCCGGCCACCAGACAAUGUGGCUAGGAGAUUCAUGGGGAUCGGAUACUAUUGGGGAAUCAUCCCAUGUGGAUUUAAUUACAGAUUUUUUCUCGUAUCAAACACCUUAUUGA
Molecule: messenger RNA, 1644 nt
Organism: Penicillium angulare
Lineage: Eukaryota; Fungi; Ascomycota; Eurotiomycetes; Eurotiales; Aspergillaceae
Product: carboxylesterase/lipase family protein
Exons: 1
Coding region: 1-1644 (547 amino acids)
Source: RefSeq, a predicted model, not a curated record